CACAAGCAGGCAUGUUUCGCCAGCUGCUCAGGCUAUUUCGCAAGGAAAGUGGAGAUCAAGGAGAGACCACACCAAGGCAGAAGGAAGAUGACCUCCUCUCUAGUAAAACAGGAAGGAGGAAAUCAUUCUGGGGAAGGCUUGGAUUUGGUAGGAAGACAUCAUCCCAAAAUGUCAUCAGUGAGCAAGAGAAGUGUCGAAAGGAACUGGAGGAACUCAAACUUGAAAUCCAGAAGUGUAAAUUCGAGAGGGAUGAACUUUAUCAAAUCCUGGACCUUUAUAUCUAUGAUGAUUGGGACCUCAGGCUGGAUGUCGAAUUGCCAAUACUUCAAUCCGAACAUGAGAGGAGAAUGAUGUCUAUGCAAAUGAUGACCAACUCAAUAAGUGAUGCCAUGGAGAGGUACAAGGAGCUCAUACAAGCGAACAGUUCCUACCGCAUCAGGCACUCCCAGCUCCUGCGUGAACAAGCUCAAUUGAAGAACAAAAUACAGAUUUUGCUGAAUGAGAAGAGAGAACAGCUGGUGGAGCAGACUGAACUGCCAGCAUCCUAUGUGGAGGCAAAGAGGCUCUGUGAAGAGGCCGGAAUGAACAUCUGUGUCCCCAGUGCCAAGCAACAGCAGGUUUGAAAUUCUCCAGCAGAAACUCAAACAUGACAUAGACCAGGACAAGAUCUCCCUUGGUGAGAAGUGGUACAGGAGGAGCGCUAAGUGUGCACAGCAAAUACACCACUAUUGCAUCUCAUCUGUAAUGUCCAUAGCAAUUGUGGACUGCAUUUUCCUCCUUUAGUUUGAUUUCUUUGGAUUGAAUAGGCUGUACUUUCACCUCGCCUCUCUCCAGCAAGUGUACAGUUUUGGAGGGACCCAGAGAAGUGCUGAUGCACAUCAAUCAAGAGCUGCUGGUCAUCCAGAAAGACUGUGCACGUGUAAAUUUGUACUUGUCCUGAUGGGUCAUCCAAAAGGGUUUCAUGGAGAUCAGUUCACAACAUUGGAAAGACUUUGAGACAAAGACUGUGAUGUAUUUUAUGCUCGGUAUUGGAUGGUCUUGUCCUUCAUACCCCACUCCAAUAGAAGAGACCUCCUUACAUUCCGCUUGAAAAGAUUAUUACCAUCAGUAACUGCUUAUCUAUUAUGUUCCAAGGCCAACUACGGGGUAUAAAUCUGUUCUGCAGAAUGAAUAGCAAAAGAAUGUUUAGCACAAUUCCUCUGUUUAGAUUUUGGUUUGAGUUUUGAUUAUUUUGGUUCUUUGGUUUUUCUUGUAUUCAUUUGAAAGUUUGUUAUUUAUUUGUUUUUGUUUUAUUCUUACAGUUGAUUCGCUAUUUUGAUAAGGAUAUAGACUGUAUAUAUUGACUACCCACAUCUGGUUACUAUUGAGUAAACUGGAUGUAUUCUUUUAAAUAAAACAGUGAUCUCAAA
Rattus norvegicus (Norway rat) is the source of this 1409-nucleotide messenger RNA. Its product is annotated as RIKEN cDNA 1700001E04 gene like. The record is from RefSeq and is marked validated. Lineage: Eukaryota; Metazoa; Chordata; Mammalia; Rodentia; Muridae.